Gilbertella persicaria is the source of this 730-nucleotide messenger RNA. RefSeq lists its product as uncharacterized. The record is from RefSeq and is a predicted model, not a curated record. Gene Ontology annotation, molecular function: RNA binding. The transcript has 3 exons. Bases 68 to 685 code for a protein of 205 amino acids. Lineage: Eukaryota; Fungi; Mucoromycota; Mucoromycetes; Mucorales; Choanephoraceae.
UGCGUGACUUGCUUUUUGUCCAAAAGAUCAAAAAAAAAGUGCGAAACUUUUUUUUUCUCUUUAUCCUAUGGCUGAAAAGAAACUGACCAAGAAAGAACAAAAGGCUUUAGCCUUUAAGAAAAGAGCCAAGAAGGCUCAAUUCACUGAUGAUAUGGCUGUACCAGCUACUGAUGAACCAACUCCCACUGAAUCUCAACCUGAACCUGAAAGCAAGAAGCGUAAAUCAGGUGAAGCCAUUGAAGUGCCUGUUGAAGGAUCUACAGGUCCCAAGAAGAAGAGAGCCAAGAAAGGCAAUGCUAAUGGCGAUGCCAAUAAAUACAUUCUGUUUGUGGGUAACUUACCUUUCACAACAACAAAAGAAGAUCUCGAGAAACACUUUGAAUCAGCAGGAACAAUUAAAUCCGUUCGUCUUUUGACAGAUAAAGCCACAGGCAAGCCUAAAGGGUUUGCAUUCAUGGAAUUUGAAAAUUCAAAGGACUUAAAUAAAGCAUUAGCUUUUCACCAUACUUUUUUCAAAAAAAGACAGAUCAAUGUUGAAUUAACUGCUGGUGGUGGUGGUAACAAGAGUGAUGUUAGAAAAGAGAAAUUAAAGGUCAAGAACGAACGAUUGCAAGAAGAAAGAAGCAAAAAACAUGAAGACAUCAAGGCCAAGAAUACACAAGCAUCUUCCUACAAACUAGAAUAAAAAUUGUAAAUAAUCUUUUACCCGCUUUAUAGGCGGGGAAAUUUC